This is a messenger RNA of Seminavis robusta, 4156 nucleotides long. The record is from the annotation of a GenBank genome assembly. Lineage: Eukaryota; Bacillariophyta; Bacillariophyceae; Naviculales; Naviculaceae.
UCGGACAGGCCAGACGUUAACCGAAGAGGUCGUUGAAGUUCCUCUCACUUUUUCAUCGCAGAACGGCACACUCACAGCCUUGUCUUCCAUGAAGCACCAAUUUGUAUCAUCAUCAGCAGCAGUAGUAAAGUCUUUGCAACAUGGGUGUUGCUCCGUCUAUCCUCACGGUGCCGUCGACGUCAAUAUCAAGAGAUAUUGAAGCUCUCAAGGCUCUGUGUCCAAGUCGCUUUCGUGUGGAAAAGCCGUCGUCCGAUGCUACCAGCAACAACAACAACAAUGCAUCCUCCUUUGCCGUCUUGACCGACAAGAAUGGCUCCUUGACAUUGAUACUCGUGGCCAUUCCAGUGCCGGCUGCCAAUCGUCUCGUUGCCAAUCGAGUUACAUUUGUACUCCAAGAAGCAGAAUUGCGCAGUGUCGUCAAUCGAUGUGAAGACAUGCGGCUCCUGACCAACUUGGUCACCGAACCACGUCCAGUGUCGCAGCAGAGCAAUGCCUUUUUGACGGAAGCAGAAACCUUUGUCAUUACCAUGGCAGAGUUGAGUUUACCCGGUGGAGCGGGUGUGGCACUCGUGUCGCCAUCCGGAGCCGCAUCACGACAAGAAUUGGGACAAAAACUCGCCGAUAGCUUGACAAAGUCUCUGCCCAAGGGAAUUGCCCGAUCCAAAAGUAUUAGUAGUAAUACCAAAAACAGCAGCAAACAGUUGCAACCACAACAACAGCCAAAGCAGCCAAAACAACAACAGCCAAAACAAAAGCAGCAACAACAACCACAAAAGCCACGCUUGACCAUUUCGUCCUCACCUCGUCGAGCAACACCCGAACGACGAGAGAGUUUUGGGACGCGACGAUCCUCCGGAAGUACUCCACGCAUCAGCGCGAAUAGCCCUCAUCGCAGUCUAUCGCCGUGUCCGGCUACUCCGUCUCGACAGCAUCAAAACUUUGCGACGGCCACCAAGUUUGGAGGAAGUCCUUCUUGUGGUCUACUACACGAUCGCCCCUCCUUUCCGACGCUGAAAAUCAAUUCUCUUCAUUUGAACGGAAAGUACAAGACCGACUUUGGCGUCAAUGCCAGGGUAUCCAUACCGGUAGAAACCGAACUGUUUGUCGGUCAAAUGGUAUUCUUGAUUCGACCUCCCGAUGAUACCACGAACGACGCCAAUAGCUAUUGGAACGAACGGGUCUUUGCCAACAAGAAACGGCGCGUUAUGGUACAAGUGCAAGGAAAGUUCAAGUACGAGCCCAAAGGAAUUGUCUUUGCAGGAUUGGAAGCGUCAAAGGAACUACGUCUCGGGCGGUUGUCAAAAGGUCUUUCAGGUCUCUUUUUGAAAUGGGCACAAGACAAGAGUCAAAACAUGUACCACUCCUUUGGCACUGAAAAGGAAAAGGCCAGAGUUGUUGUUCCUGCCCAUACGUUCUUUGAUAGAGUGGUUGUGACACCGCCAGGAUGCAAACCACCAAACAUUCUAGAACCGUUGAAUGAACGCCAAGAAGAAAAGGAUCUUCGAAUGAAGCAACAGCAAAAGACAUGCUCGGAAGAGUAUCCUUAUCAUCCCAAUCCUCACGAUUGCUUAAAGAACAAUAACAACAACAAUCCACGCGACUCUGUUCCAGAAUCAGCUGAAGAAGAUUGGAACUGGAACAUCAACGACAUGUAUUCCAUGUCGUUUUGUACCUCCAAUCUCGAUUUGCCGACGUGGUCGCUUUUGGAUGUACCCGAGCUAGGUAACUUGGGGCUAAAGGCUUUGAUUGGCAACUCUAUGCUCCGAUUCGUCAUGUACGAGAACCUUACGACGCCGGAGAAGGGUGGUGGUCACCUCCAGCACUAUCUGCGUUAUGCCUAUGUCAUCCAGUUCAAGUUCUUGGGGUCUCGUACGUCCAACGAUGCAAAGCAACACGACGAAGAAGCUUUCGGCAUUCUGGAUUGGGUCCAAAACAAAUCAUUGGAAAAGUCUGCCAAUACUACAAAUAACCCUAGCAAGAAGGCUACUGGGCACAACGAAAAUGCCGAGGACGAAACUGAAGAAAAGGAGAAUGACGCAUUGGCACUGAAGACAUCUGAGAGCGACAAAUUUCCGACUGACGAGAGAGAAGCUGACGUUGUUGUUGACAAGGAAUAUGAAGAGUUCCUCAGCGAUGAAGCAGACGUCGCUAUACCUGACCAGCGUCCAAAGCUUUCUAGUGCACCUUUCGAUGAUCUUGCCGUUGUUGAUACAUUAUGCCCCGCAUGGAUUGAGAUGUGCGCUUCACAGGGCAAGUAUACCAGAGCUUAUGCAUUCAAUGUGAAUGGCCGGACGGUGUUCCGAACACCACAAUCCUUCCGAGAUCUUCUUGGUGUCGGAAAAUAUCUGGUUGGCGACGAGACAGAGGCCUCGAUGGACAGAGUAUGCUCACCUCGGUUGUCCAGCGCAGAAAGAACCCGUCGUCUGUUUGGGAAAAUGCUUGAGGUUGCUCUAAGAGGCAAGAACGCAGAUAGCCUCAAGCGAAUGAUGGAACUGUACAGCUCUCAGUUUCUGAGGCGACGCGAAACGAGUUUUCCAGAAAAAGAACAGUCCUCGAAUGAGACGAAAGGGAUCGUUGCCCGGGCUUUGAGCGAUCGCCACUGGAUUGAAGAGUGGACCGAAGUAUCUGCUGAUCGCAUUACGUUUGCCCAUCCCGAUUCAAGGAAACUUCAUUUUGCGAUCAAUCUGGAAUGCAUUGUUGCAGUCAGAAGCCUUGAAAGCGAUGAAGGUCCAAUCAUUCACAAUUGCUGCUUCAUGGUUGUUGAAACCUUGGGCCGGGCCACCUACAUCAUGUUUGCCACCGAAGCUGAUCGAAAGAAGUGCUUUGAUGCAAUCGUGAAAGCAGCUACCAGCGUUCGUAACAAGAAGGAUAGCAACAACAAACCGCAACUGUACUUGAACUUACCAAGGGAGGAGUUCACACGAAAGAGCACCAUGUGGGCCUGUGGCAAUCGACUCAUUAUGAAUACGCGGCAAAUGUCCUUUAGAGCUCCUCUCCCCUCGGAGCUCCUCGACCCCCUCGAAGUAGUCGAGGAUGCCCUCAGAAAGGCGCUCCAUCGCGAUAUUGAGAAAAGUGAUGCUGUUUUUCAGAGCUUCCUCGACAGGGUUGCACAGCUGAAAAACGUCUGUGUGAACCAUCUACGAGAGGAUACUCGUUUGGCCUUCUUCCUCAACCUCUAUCAUGUAAUGGUGACACACGCCGCUCUCGUGGUCGGCGCAACGGACUCGCAGUAUUCCUUGGUGAAUCGAUUCAGUUGCUUGUCAUAUCAGACAUGCGAUGAUAUCUUUUCGAUCAGCGAGCUAGAACAUUGUAUCCUUCGUGCCCAGAUGACUCGGUUGGCUCCGUUGGUUCCAAGUACAAACGCCAAAGCCCCGCCAGCCAUCAACUCUAGAUUGCUCAAGGCAACCUCUCCCUUCCGGACGAUUCCCCCGGUACCGUUCAGAUUCACCACUCCAAACUCCAAGUUUUGCUUUGCUCUUCAAAAGGCAGACUUUCGACUUAACUUUGCCAUCAACUGUGGCUCCACAAGCAACCCUGCUGAAAUUCCAAUCUACUCUGUGGAGAUGCUUCAGCAACAGCUAGAUGAAGCAUGCAAGCUUUACCUUCACAACCACAUUGCCAUCAAAAAACGUAACAAACACUAUGUCUGUGUACUGCCUCGUUUGUGUCAGUGGUAUGCCGAAGACUUUGGGUCAACCAAUUACUCGGUUCUCAAGACAUUGGAACCUUAUGUGCAUCACCACGAACGCAAGAUCUUGGCUUCGUCCGACUUUGCAAGUCUUCCCAUUACGCCAAAGUACUUAUCCUUCAGCUUUGAUUGUCGCAAGUUGGUGUCGAAAGAAGAACAAUUCUACACUGCCACAGGUACUCUGGCAUCUUCAGGGUCGUCUGAGAUGUCCACGGUCUCGUCUUCGGUCAUGUCAGGUCCAAUGACCCUUUCGGAUGGUCCAAUUUCGACCGAUGGCGAAAAUGAUAUCGAUAGCCUAUUGGAUUUCCUCAUGGACGAUGCGUUGGAGAUACCCACAGUUGGCCAAGCAUUCUAAAAGAGUUCCGAAAGGUAUUGUAGUUCUAGCUUUUCGUGGUUGUAUAAACACACACACACACACCCUUCCCACUGCUCACUUAAAAAACAAGUACUAGUAAAAGUUAUUCAUUC